Molecule: messenger RNA, 2338 nt
Organism: Amoebophrya sp. A120
Lineage: Eukaryota; Dinophyceae; Syndiniales; Amoebophryaceae
Source: the annotation of a GenBank genome assembly
AGGUCCUUCCAAAAUGGUACACUCCCACUCCACAUUCGUAUAGAAAAGAGGCUUCGCAUUUCGCAAGGUUGUGCAAGCAGAAAUUUCGAUCACUAUGGUUAGGGUUGUCAAGGAGAUUCUGAUUCGAGCCGAGGAUGAUGUUCGUUUUUCAUCCCCCAUGGAAGGUAGACCGAUCAUUGGUGGUGCCUGUGCGCAACAUGAUAAAUCUUCGACUGCAGUGAAGAUUCAAGAUGGUUAUGUCCUUUCGAACAGCAUGGCAAAGCACCUACUCGCGCAAGCCUUCCCCGAUUGUCAGGAGAAACAGCUACAGGGGCACGUUGAGGAUGUCUCGGUGGUGCGGAAAAUGGGUGCUGCCGCUGGUUAUGGCGAAAUUCCCUUCGCCUCCGCCGCAAAGCUGCUCCGCCGGCUCGAGUUGACACAAGAAGAUACGUUUUUCGAUUUGGGCAGUGGGGUAGGAAAGUUCUGUCUUCAGGCAUUCCUGGCACAGAAGGUCGGAUCUAUUGUCGGCGUCGAGAUGGGGCCAACGCGACACGCCGCUGCAAUCGCCGGACGCCAGGCACUUGCAGGGUUGCUCUCUUCACUCGAUGCGCAGCUGGAUGCCGGUUUUUGUGCUGGUGGGGUACAGGUGCUCGGUGGACGACCUUCGACCAAUUCCAAUUUUUUGCAGCAAAAAGGUCUCGGAGCAUACCAUUGUCGUCGGUCCGCUGCCAUGCAGUCCCAAAACUUUGACUUCGACGUUGCCCUGAUAGACGGCAGAUGGACUGUCGUAAUGCCACACGCGGAUCCCCAAGCUCCGUGUCGUAAAAUCGCGACAAGACCAGAGGAAGGGUCGGCAAAAUCAUCGACCUGUUUCGCAAUGAACAGCAAUCAUGCAGCUGGAUGCGCGACAAAACCAAAAGACGUCGAGCCGGAAUCGCGUGCGGCCCUUUGGCAGCGGCAGAACUCAUACGUGUUUCGCCGAAUGAGUCGCAGGCUGCUGAGUGGCGGCGUCGACUUUCGAUGUGUCGACAUGCAUUCUGCAAACUUGCGUGCGGCCACUGUUAUCUACUGUGCCUCGGCUCUGUUUUCAGACCAGUUCCUACUCAGUCUGCUUGCGAAGCUAUCGCGGGAAGCCACAAGCUUGCGGUGGUUGCUCACGCUAAGUCGUCUGCCGGAGGGACAAUCGUGUGAGAGAAAUACCAGCAGUACGGAUGAAAGGGACGGUGCGGAGAAUGGCAUGGUGCUGCUGUCAGCUGCGCCGCGUGUCGUGGCUCAGGCAACUGCGGCACGCCCACACAGUAGUAGGACCUACUUCUCGAAGGGUUCCGCAGCCACUCUGCAGCGUGCGCGAAGCAUUGCCGCGGCGAGUAAAUACGAAGUGCGGAAAAGCGAAUCCAUACAAAAAAUAGACUGUGGAGGCCAGUCGCGCAGCAGUUGCAACAACGCGGCGCCUGCUCAACAGUCUGAAGCCGCAAGCAGAACAACAACAACAAGCGGAGGCAACGGCUCGGCGAAGCGUAAAGAAAGUGGCUUGAUCGAGGACGGCGCAACAACUCCUAGUACCCCCGGCAUUAUGUCUAGGGAAAGCGAAGGCGCGCACGAUUUUUUAGCCGGGAUGCGUGCGAGACUUAACAGAGCUGUGUAUUCCAAGAAUAAUAAAGCCGCUUCUUGUAGUAGUGACGUUCAAAAUGGGGCAGCGGAAACCGCCUUACCCAGCAAACGCAGAGUAUACGAGAGCUCAGGUACAGCAUCGGAGAUGCCAAAAGCCAAGGACUUCCGGGCCCUGCCGCUGGAUCCACCAGCUGCGCGAGGGGCCAAUGACCAAUCCCGGAGUACGAUGGUGCUAACCCUUGUGGAAAUUUGGAACCUUCCGCAGUCAUGGACCGAAUCCGGAACUGUUUUCCUUUACCGAUGCCACCGAGUAGAGUCCUGAAAUCAAUGCUACCGAAGGAAGUUUUACUGGGGAAGGAGAAAAGCGAACGCUUUUUUUUGGUCGUAUCUAUGCGUGACUAAGUUUACUACUUGCCAGACCGUACUCCGACCACACUUUUUCCGUCGUGCGCCGUCGGUUCUGCUCCGCGCUAUGACUUCACCGAUAGGAUAGAGGAACGUGUUCCAUUGAUUCAAAAAGAAAAAGGAAAUCGCUCUUUGGCAAAUGCGGUGUGCUUUUGCCUAAAAAUUAAAUUUAAAGCUUCUCUUGUACCCAUGUAAUGAACGGGACCUCCGCCCCCGUUCGAUCUUGUAGUUCCAUUGUAUUCAUGAUUGUGAAAAAGAACCAUCCACGGGUCCGCCGACAAGGGAAAGUCCCGCGCUUGUCGAAGUUCAAGGAGGAAAAACAGGAAAAAAUGGUGGGCGCUAC